UUUCUUCAACACUACUCCCCCUCCUCUACCCCCAUCCACCACCACCACCCCCUCCCCCUCUUUCGAAACUUUAUCACAGAAAACCCAAGAAAAGAAAAAUGAGACUUCUCCUUCUCCUCCUCCUUCUCCACCUUCAAAUCUAUGCACCCACCACCACUGCACGCACUGUAUCAGAAUAUGAAGCUCUCCUCUCCAUAAAAUCCGCCAUCACCGACGACCCUCAAUCAUUUCUCUCCGCAUGGAACUCCACAACCCCACUUUGCUCUUGGACUGGCAUCACCUGUGACCACACUGGCCGUCGAGUGACCUCCUUAGACCUCUCCGGUCUCAACCUCUCGGGCACUCUCUCCUCUGACAUAGCCCACCUUCGUUACCUUCAAAAUCUCUCCCUGGCUGUCAACCAGUUUUCCGGCCCAAUCCCUGCCUCACUCUCCGCCGUCACUUCUCUUCGCUCCCUUAACCUCUCCAACAACAUCUUCAACUCCACAUUCCCUCCACAGCUCUCUUCCCUCAAGAACCUUCAAGUUCUUGACCUUUACAACAACAACAUGACAGGUGGGUUGCCACUAACCGUAGUGGAAAUUCCAAAUCUCCGGCAUUUACACCUCGGCGGUAACUAUUACUCCGGGAAAAUCCCAUCAGAAUAUGGAAAAUGGGGGUUUCUUGAAUAUCUUGCCAUCUCCGGUAACGAGCUUGAAGGUCGCAUUCCUGUUGAGUUAGGUAACUUGACUAAAUUGCGUGAACUCUACAUCGGGUAUUUCAAUACUUACGAAGGUGGUUUACCGCCUGAGAUCGGUAAUUUAUCCAACUUGGUUCGUUUUGACGCUGCAAACUGUGGGUUAUCCGGCCAAAUACCGCCGGAAAUUGGCAGGUUACAGAAGCUGGACACAUUGUUUCUUCAGGUUAACGGGCUUUCGGGUUCGUUAACUCCAGAGCUUGGGAGCUUGAAGAGCUUAAAAUCCAUGGAUUUGUCGAAUAAUAUGUUCACGGGGGAGAUUCCUACUAGUUUUGCAGAGUUAAAGAACUUGACCCUUUUGAAUCUGUUUAGAAACAAGCUGUACGGAGCAAUCCCGGAGUUCAUCGCCGAGUUGCCGGAGCUUCAGGUGUUGCAGCUGUGGGAGAAUAAUUUCACUUCAACUAUUCCACAGGCUUUGGGUCAAAAUGGGAAGCUUGAGAUUUUAGAUCUUUCAUCCAAUAAGCUUACUGGGACUUUGCCUCCUAAUAUGUGUUUGGGUAAUAAUCUGCAAACUUUGAUCACUCUUAGCAAUUUCUUGUUUGGCCCCAUUCCUGAAUCGCUUGGACAAUGUCAGUCCUUGAGUAGAAUUCGAAUGGGAGAGAAUUUUCUCAAUGGUUCAAUUCCUAAAGGGCUUUUUGAUUUGCCAAACUUGAGUCAAGUUGAGUUGCAAGAUAAUCUUCUAGCUGGGGAGUUUCCUGUGAUUGGUACAUUGGCUGUGAAUCUUGGCCAGCUUAGUCUCUCAAAUAAUCGCCUCACAGGGUCUUUGCCUCCUAGUGUCGGUAACUUUUCUGGUGUUCAAAAGUUUCUCCUUGACGGGAACAAGUUCAGUGGUUCAAUCCCACCUGAGAUUGGAAGAUUGCAGCAACUUACCAAGAUGGAUUUUAGCCACAACAAGUUUUCAGGUCCCAUUGCUCCGGAGAUUAGUCAAUGCAAGCUGUUAACAUUUGUUGAUCUCAGUAGAAACGAGCUUUCAGGUGAGAUUCCUACUGAGAUUACAGGUAUGAGGAUCUUGAACUACCUGAAUCUCUCAAGAAAUCAUCUUGUUGGUAGCAUUCCUGCUCCUAUAGCCACUAUGCAGAGCUUAACUUCUGUUGAUUUUUCUUACAACAAUCUUUCUGGUUUGGUCCCUGGUACUGGUCAGUUUAGUUAUUUCAAUUACACUUCGUUUUUGGGUAAUCCUGCUCUUUGCGGUCCCUAUUUGGGCCCCUGCAAAGAUGGGGAUGUAAAUGGAACUCACCAGCCACGAGUUAAGGGGCCGCUCUCUUCUUCUCUGAAGCUCUUGCUUGUUAUUGGCUUGCUUGUUUGCUCCAUUGCGUUUGCGGUCGCGGCUAUAAUUAAGGCCAGGUCGUUGAAAAAGGCCAGUGAGGCUCGUGCUUGGAAAUUGACUGCUUUCCAGCGCUUGGACUUUACUGUUGAUGAUGUUUUGGAUUGCUUGAAAGAAGACAAUAUUAUUGGUAAAGGUGGUGCGGGGAUUGUUUACAAGGUUGCAAUGCCAAAUGGUGAUCAUGUUGCUGUGAAAAGACUACCGGUGAUGAGCCGUGGAUCUUCUCAUGAUCAUGGAUUCAAUGCUGAGAUUCAGACCUUGGGGAGGAUUAGGCACCGACACAUUGUUAGAUUGUUGGGGUUCUGUUCUAACCACGAGACUAAUCUCUUGGUCUAUGAGUACAUGCCCAAUGGGAGCUUAGGAGAGGUUCUUCAUGGCAAGAAAGGAGGUCAUUUGCACUGGGAUACCAGGUAUAAGAUUGCUGUUGAGGCUGCAAAGGGCCUUUGCUACCUUCAUCAUGAUUGCUCCCCAUUGAUUGUUCACCGUGAUGUGAAAUCGAACAACAUCCUUCUUGACACCAGUUUUGAAGCUCAUGUUGCAGACUUUGGCCUUGCCAAGUUCUUGCAAGAUUCUGGCACAUCAGAGUGCAUGUCUGCAAUUGCUGGAUCUUAUGGAUACAUAGCUCCAGAAUAUGCCUACACACUGAAGGUUGAUGAAAAGAGUGACGUGUACAGCUUUGGUGUAGUUCUCUUAGAACUCGUUACUGGUAGAAAACCGGUUGGAGAAUUCGGUGAUGGUGUGGAUAUAGUUCAGUGGGUUCGAAAAAUGACAGACUCAAUCAAGGAAGGAGUUUUGAAAGUCCUGGACCCAAGACUCCCAUCAGUUCCGCUUCAUGAGGUGAUGCAUGUGUUCUAUGUUGCAAUGCUUUGCGUGGAAGAACAGGCUGUCGAACGCCCAACAAUGCGAGAAGUUGUUCAGAUUCUAACAGAGCUUCCGAAGUCACCAAGCUCAAAACAAGGAGACUCAGUAAUCACAGAGCCCUCGCCACAUUCAGCCGCCACCGCAGCGCUUGACUCUCCUAGUUCAACAGCUAAAGACGUCCCAAAAGACCAUCAGCAGCCACCACCUGCCGAUCUUCUUAGCAUUUGAAGCAUGUUGAAUGGGGGGUUACUGUUUGUUACCUAAAUUCCAGGAAUUGUGUUAGUUUCUGUCCGUCUUUGUGUUCCUUUUCAUUUUUCUGGGGGGGGGGAUUUUCUCUAAUGUUUGCAAGUAUUUUCUUUUUCUUUUUUGUUGUACAGUAGGUUUUGGGGGAAGGGAGGUAUUUUAUUUUCUUAAAUUAUAAAACUUGACUUCAUCCAUGUAGUAAGUACUCACUGCCUGCUGUUGCUGA
Populus nigra (black poplar) is the source of this 3390-nucleotide messenger RNA. Its product is annotated as leucine-rich repeat receptor-like serine/threonine-protein kinase BAM1. Gene Ontology annotation, biological process: protein phosphorylation. Gene Ontology annotation, molecular function: ATP binding; protein kinase activity; receptor serine/threonine kinase binding. NCBI's taxonomy places the organism in Eukaryota, Viridiplantae, Streptophyta, Magnoliopsida, Malpighiales, Salicaceae. Bases 99 to 3149 code for a protein of 1016 amino acids. The record is from RefSeq and is a predicted model, not a curated record. The transcript has 2 exons.